Molecule: messenger RNA, 2355 nt
Organism: Cadophora gregata
Lineage: Eukaryota; Fungi; Ascomycota; Leotiomycetes; Helotiales; Ploettnerulaceae
Gene: RPT5
Product: 26S proteasome regulatory subunit 6A
Exons: 3
Coding region: 114-1715 (533 amino acids)
Biological process (GO): proteasome-mediated ubiquitin-dependent protein catabolic process
Cellular component (GO): proteasome regulatory particle, base subcomplex
Molecular function (GO): ATP hydrolysis activity; ATP binding; proteasome-activating activity
Source: RefSeq, a predicted model, not a curated record
GUCGAAGCUCACUUGAUUAUUCACAACUCCAAAUACCUUUCGCAACACAACAACGACUAUUCUCUGUCCUUCUCACUGAUUAUUCUCCUUACCUCCACAAACCGCAGGCAGCCAUGUCUACGUUAGAGGAUCUUGAUGAUCUUGAGCGUGAGCAGAAGGAAGACAAGAAGGAUGGCGAUAAAGACAAGAAACCAACUGAUCAAAAUGGUGAUGCUGAGAUGAAGGAUGCUGAGCCAGAGGAGAAGGAAGAGGACCCCAUAGAUGAAGAGAUUUACAAUCUCAGUACACAAGAAAUUUCGACGAGAAAACGGUUGUUGGAGAACGAUUCCCGGAUCAUGAAGAGCGAAUAUCAGCGGUUAUCUCACGAGAAAGCUACGAUGGGCGAGAAGAUCAAGGACAACUUGGACAAGAUCGAGAAUAACAGGCAAUUACCAUAUCUCGUUGGAAACGUGGUUGAGCUCUUGGAUCUCGACCCAACCGCAGAAUCUCAGGAAGAAGGAUCCAACAUCGACCUCGAUGCGACACGCGUCGGGAAAUCUGCUGUCAUCAAGACCUCUACCCGACAAACCAUCUUCCUUCCUCUCAUUGGGCUCGUUGAUCCAGAGCAGCUGAAACCAGGAGAUCUGAUCGGUGUAAACAAAGACUCAUAUCUGGUUCUAGACACAUUACCAGCCGAGUAUGAUAGCAGAGUAAAGGCUAUGGAGGUUGAUGAGAAGCCAACCGAGAAGUAUACCGAUGUAGGAGGACUGGACAAACAGAUCGAAGAAUUGGUUGAGGCAAUUGUAUGGCCAAUGAAGGAGGCUGAGCGAUUCAAGAAGAUUGGCAUCAAGGCUCCAAAAGGCGCCUUGAUGUAUGGACCACCUGGUACUGGGAAAACCCUCCUUGCCCGAGCCUGCGCAGCUCAAACAGAUGCCACAUUCCUCAAACUCGCCGGACCACAGCUAGUACAAAUGUUCAUUGGUGAUGGUGCGAAGUUGGUUCGAGAUUGUUUUGCUUUAGCGAAGGAGAAAGCUCCCGCGAUCAUUUUCAUCGAUGAGCUGGAUGCUGUUGGUACCAAGCGUUUUGACAGUGAGAAGAGUGGGGACAGAGAAGUGCAGAGAACCAUGUUGGAGCUUCUCAAUCAACUCGAUGGUUUUGCAUCCGAUGAUCGCAUCAAGGUUCUUGCAGCUACAAACAGAGUCGACGUUCUUGAUCCCGCUUUACUUCGUUCUGGACGUCUUGACAGAAAGAUUGAGUUCCCACUACCAAAUGAAGAGGCACGAGCACAGAUUCUCAAGAUUCACAGCAGAAAGAUGACAGUCGAUGGUGGGGUCAAUUGGCCUGAGUUGGCACGAAGUACAGAUGAAUUUGGCGGUGCGCAGCUGAAGGCAGUUUGUGUGGAAGCAGGCAUGAUUGCUCUAAGGAUGGGCAAGAACAAGAUCAGCCACGAGCACUAUGUGGAUGCCAUUGCGGAGGUUCAAGCAAAGAAGAAGGGUAAGUUCGGCCGUGACUCGGAAGCUCUGGCGCUUUGGCUAAUCCGUUGUAGAUACCGUCAACUUCUAUGCUUAGUGGGCUGCUUGGUAUUGGUUUGUACGAGGGGAGUUUGGUAUGGCAUGGUUUACAUACUAGGCCCUGUAAUCAUAGACACAUCAUGGAUGACUUUCUUUCCACAUGAUCAAGUUUCCGUAGAUAAAUGGAAAUUGGAAAUGAUGAGCUUCCAUACACCUGUUUUAUAAUGUUUCUGGACUCCGACUCUAUGUCGCGGAUCAGCAGGUACUUAUCGCCUGAACGAACUGUCAUUCAUUUGCUUUCAUGAGCGAUUCUUGCAUUGCAGAGUCCAGAAAACGAACUUGGCUUGUCAUAAUGCCUGCUAGUGAUAGAGAUUCUCGGUUCUCACGAGCUUUCACGCAAUUCCUACAAAGUCAAUUUGAGCAUUUGUUGUCCCAGCUUAUGGGGCCAAAAAGCUGUAAAGCACAGAUCCGGCUUUAGAAGUUGAGCACGAACAUACCCGUUUUGGGCAAUUCUACUGGCAUGAAAUCAAUUCGAUGUUUUCGGCCUCUUGUGGCAGAAUCAAUGUCAAAUGUAAGGUCAUGCUUGGAAAUAAACACCAGUAUGCCUACGUCAGAUCGAUGGCACGUUUAACAUCUCAAAAACCAUGAAUCGUGUGAAAAGUUGACACAAAAUAUGCCAUUCAGUUGAGACUUCAAGAUCGACCCUAAAUAGUUGCAAGGGUAGAAGUAAAGUCCAGACGGUGGAGUUGAGAUCAGAGGAGAUUGAAAUGGAAAGGCAGAUGCACGGCCUCAGGCAACAGGGCAUUUACAUCUUCUUGGCAGCGCUGCGAUGCGGACUCUCAACCUCGAUUUCCCGAACACUUUU